Cutaneotrichosporon oleaginosum is the source of this 1270-nucleotide messenger RNA. RefSeq lists its product as uncharacterized. The record is from RefSeq and is a predicted model, not a curated record. Lineage: Eukaryota; Fungi; Basidiomycota; Tremellomycetes; Trichosporonales; Trichosporonaceae. Gene Ontology annotation, molecular function: magnesium ion binding; ATP binding; L-serine ammonia-lyase activity.
CACCACCUCUCCUCACUCAAACACCUCACCGAUGUCCGAUCUCUCCGCGCCCCUCCCAACGUAUGCCGACGUGCAGUCUGCAGCCACGCGCCUAGCGGGCGUAGCACACCGCACGCCGGUCCUCACCUCCUCGACGAUCGACGGCGUCCUUGGCGCCCGCCUCUACUUCAAAUGCGAGAACUACCAGCGCAUGGGCGCGUUCAAGUUCCGUGGCGCAUACAACGCCCUCUCACAGUUCACGCCGGCGCAGCGCGCCGCCGGCGUCCUCGCCUACAGCUCGGGGAAUCACGCGCAGGCGAUCGCCCUCUCCGCCCGCUUACUGGGUAUGCCCGCCGUUAUCGUCAUGCCCUCCGACGCGCCGUCCGCCAAGCUGGCCGCGACGCGCGGCUACGGCGCUGAGGUGGUGCUGUACGACCGCUUUACGGAGGACCGCGAGGCGAUCUCGCGUGACCUCGCGUGCGAACGCGGCCUCACCCUCAUCCCGCCAUACAACCACCCGCACGUCAUGGCGGGGCAGGGCACGGCGGUGGCCGAGCUCCUCGAGGAGGUGCCAGACCUCGACGUCCUUUUCGUGCCUCUCGGCGGUGGGGGGCUGCUCUCGGGUUCCUUACUUGCUGCUAAGGCGCUCGCUCCUCAGUGCGAGGUGUACGGGGUCGAGCCAGACGCGGGGAACGACUUCCAGCAGUCUUUGAGGAGCGGGAAGAUCGUCAAGAUCGAGACGCCAAAGACUAUCGCGGAUGGCGCGCAGACGCAGGCAGCAGGGGACCUCACCUUUGCUGUUGUGCGUGAGCAUGUGACCGAUAUUCUGACGGCCACGGACGCUCAGAUAGUAGACGCGCUCCGCUUCUACGCCGAGCGCAUGAAGAUGGUGGUUGAACCGACCGGGGCGCUGUCUCUCGCUGCCGCUCAAAAUGCCGGGAUCAACAUCAAGGGCAAGAAGGUUGGCAUCUUCAUCAGCGGCGGCAACGUUGACAUUGCCAAGUACGGCGAGCUGCUGAGCCGGGGGUUGUAACUCGACAGUGCUCGACUAAGUCCAGGCUCAGCCCUCUCUCCAGCUGUAUUAGAUCAUGCAUCGCCUACAGACCCCAGCGCCGCGCUACAGACGCUCGCGGAGGUACUCGACAACCUUGUCCAUGGAGACCUCCUCGCCGUUGUCGGCACCCGCGGCGCGCUCAACGCCCUGUUCCUUGAUGCGCACGAUACCCUUCUCGAGCUCGGCAGGCGCGAGAAUCGCAACGUAGCGCACUUGGUCCGUGUCGGCCUGAGACCA